Elaeis guineensis (African oil palm) is the source of this 1813-nucleotide messenger RNA. RefSeq lists its product as uncharacterized. Gene Ontology annotation, biological process: RNA processing. The record is from RefSeq and is a predicted model, not a curated record. NCBI's taxonomy places the organism in Eukaryota, Viridiplantae, Streptophyta, Magnoliopsida, Arecales, Arecaceae.
UGAUUGCUUUCAUGGUUACUGUAAAUUAUGCACUAUAUGGGUUUUCACUGGUAGGCCAAUGUUUGAUGAAAUGUCUAAGUGAAUAUUACUGCUUCCUUGUUUCGGUUAACAACCAUCAGAAAUAAUGUGAUAAUUGUUGAUAUUAUAUUGUAUUAAGAUUUUUUUUAUUUACUUGUUUCUCAGUGAGUAGUUUAUUUAUUUAUUUAUUUUUUUGUGGGUCACUAAUUAUGAGAGGUUCUUAUGGCUAUGUUAAUUGAAUUAGAAUACCUCAGUAGUACCCAACAUGAUAAAAAGAAUGAAUAACUGGAGGUCUGUCAUAAAUAUUGAAUACGUAUAUGAACCCACACUACAGAUCGUUUUCUUUCAAGGGUCUGCGCAUUAUAUGUUCAUGUUUUUGUUGGAUGCAUCAUUAGUUUACUACUUUGAUUAUAUGAUUUUAUACUCUUUGGAACUAUUCUUUUAUAUCUUAGUCUGCAGCAGAAACCAAAAACCUGAGCAAACCUAGAUGGAAGUUGUAUGGGAGCACUUAGAAGUGAUUAAAUUGAGCAAAAUUAGUUUUGAUUGGAAUGAGUUGCAGGCAAGGAUUAGGUAGCUAAAUGCAAAUUGAUGAGUGAAGGUUUUUUAGUAAAUAAUUAAGUUCAAUGCUUUGCUUGAUUUGAUUGUUAGCUACAACUCAUACUUCUAUCAACAUAUUGGUGCAUUACGUUUUCUACUUCCUUGCUUUUUCUGUAUCAUGUAUGAUUCUUUGCUUGAAGUCAUGCCUAUCACAACCAGAAGAUGUGAAUUUCUGUGGAGUUUAACCACAUCCGCUCGGACUGUUCUGCAGAUGGGAAGGAAACGGGAGAAGAAAGGUGCCUCAUUAAACCCAAUAAUAUAUGAAAAUGUGACACUUCGUGAGGAAAACACUGGUAAAAAGAAUGUUGACAAGAAUUCUAUCUUGAAGAUGCAGCAUCUGCAACGACUGGCAACAUGGGCCGGUGGGGAAGCUAGAAUACCUCCUCUGGGUGCUUUUUUGGGAGCAUGUUUGGCUGCUGAAGCAGAGGCUUCAGGGAUUCCUCUAGAUCAUUCAACUUUUGUUUGCCAGAGAUGUGAAACUGUCUUGCAGCCUGGUUUUAACUGCACCAUCCGAAUAGAAAAGCGUGUGAACAAGGGAAGAUGGCGCAAGAAGGCUUAUGUUCCCUGUAAGAACAGUGUGGUCUACACAUGUCACUUCUGUUCUCAUCGGAACGUAAAGUGGGGGACUGCUGAAGGCCAUAUGAAGAAUCUAACUGCUUCAAGACGUAGCCAAGAUUCAGACUCAAAUCAACAGUGCUCCACAGAUAGAGCACACGGCAACUCUGAGAAUGUAUUAGCUGCUAAACAUGAGGUUCGUCAGGAUGUUAGAGAGGAAAUCCCUUCAAAACUAGAACCUGUAUCGGAGUUGAAAUCUAUCACUCCUGGAAGAGCAGCGGUUACUGGAGAGAUUCUUGCCAAAUGUCCAGUAAACCCACUAGGAAAAGUGGUGAAUACGUCUCAGAGGAAAAGGAAGGUCAGUGACUCUCUUCCUAACAAGCUUCCUGUUGGUGGAAAUCAUUCAGCAAUAACUGACUCAGGAAAAGGGACUGGGGGUUCCAGUAAGCGGCGAAGGAAAGCAUGGUCUAGCUUGAAGGAGAUCAGUGAAAAGAGCGAGCUUGAGAAUGCUAAGAACCUCAGCAAUUUUGCAAUCCCAUUUCAUAUUUAGGUGGCCAACCUAAGAAAGAGGAUGAGACCCAAUUUUGUUAGUGUUACUAUAGAAUACAGAAAGGAAAUCUAUCAUUGAUUAUCUGUUCCGAAA